AUGGAGCAGGAGCUCCUCCAGCUACUCGCAGCGACCCAGUCCCCCGCAGCACCGACUCGCCAAUCCGCAGAACUACAAUUGCUGCAGCUUUACUCCAAUGAGGCCUUCCCGUUAUCCCUCGCGACAAUCGCUGCUCAUGACUCCGUUGAUGCUGCACUGCGCCAGUCCGCCAUCUCCGUGCUCCGAACCUUUAUCGUAGCGUCAUGGUCCCCCCUCCUCGACGAGUUUAAAGGCCGCGUUUGGCUCAAUGACGCGAACAAGGCAACUCUACGCAAUGCCCUUCUCAAUCUCGCAACCACCGCAGAGACGAAUCGCAAGAUCAAGGCUGGCGCAAGUUAUGCUGUCAGUAAGAUUGCCGCCGCCGACUUUCCUGAAGAGUGGCCCGAGCUCCUUCCCUCGUUACUUCAUAUUAUCAACGACCCCAACAGCAGCGAUGGGGCUCUUCACGGCGCAUUGAAGGUUUUGUUAGAUCUGGUAGAUACCGGCUUCAGUGAGGAACAAUUUUUCAGUAUUGCCCGAGACUUGGUGUCUACUCUUUUCGCCGUUGCGACCAAUGAAUCGCGAAAGACAAUUAUCCGAGCACUCGCUAUUUCCGUCUUCCGAUCAUGUUUCGACACCUUGGAAAUGGUCCUUGAGCAGCACAAGGCUGCUGUGAAGCAGUUCAUGGACGAAGCACUGAGUGGAUGGUCGCCGUAUUUCUUGUCAGUUAUGAAGCUGCCCUUGCCUCAACGCCCAACAGAGGAGGAAGAGGGCAAGGAUACUGAGGUGCCGUCCCAAUGGAGGGGAGUCAUUGCAUUGAAAUUGCAAGCAGUCAAGACCGUUAUGAAAAUCCGCAUGGUGUUUCCUACGCUAUUGACGACGCAGAGCCCGCAGCUGUUCACCACCCUUUGGGAAGAAUUGUCAAGUAUCCAGGGCCACUACUUCGAAAUGUUCGUGCAAGACGAGCGACAGGGACGACUGGAGGAUACAGAUGGCUUACCAUACACACUCGACUUCCUCGUACUGGAAGAGAUCGACUUGAUGCAAGCCUUGAUCAAAGCUCCCCCUGUGAAGGCCGAGCUACAGGCUCAGCUACAAAACGCCAAUGAAGCGGCAACGACUUCUGGGUGGCUCCCCGAGAUCAUCAAGCUAGCCGCGACCUAUGCACAGAUCACUACGGAGGAAGAGGGUAUCUGGGAAAUCGAUGUCAACCUCUUCUUGUCGGAGGAAACGUCCGUAACAGCCAAUUACACGCCGAGGACAUGUGGAGGUGAUUUGAUUAUCAAGCUAGGGGAAUGGUUGAAAGUUACAGUCGUUCAGGCAUUGGUUAUUCAUAUUAACAACCUUUUCGCCGACACCUCCUCGACGUGGAAAAACCGAGAGGCUGCAUUGUUCAUUCUCAAUCAGCUGCUUCGAGACUUUAACGAAGUCGAACAACAAAUCCCAUUGGAUGUGGCCUCCGGCUUUACAAAUAGUAUUCAAUUUGCUCUUCAAAAUGAGCAAGAUUACCUACGCGCGCGAGGAUAUCUGGUCGCAGGAGUUCUUGCUCAAACGGCGGGKUCAGAAUUUCAACCGAUCGCCGCUAGCUACUUGGAAAGCACAAUGAAAGCGAUAUCUCAGGACUCUUCAGAAAUUGUCCAGGUUGCCUGCAUUCGAGUCUUGCAAGAUCUUUUGCCGGCUCUUCCAUCCUCGACCACACAACCCAUGCAAAUACCAAUCAUCGGCUCGAUAUCGGAGUUCAUAGCAGCCCAUGAUCUGAGAGAAGGCACCGAUAAUGACGAUCUCAAGGUAACACUGGCUGAAACACUUCGUGACACUAUCAUGAUCGAGCCCAAGGUGGUCUUGGACUCACCUGCCUUGGAUGUGCUCUUCAACGUGGCCAGCAAUGGAGCGGAGAAUUUUCAUUUGGUCAUGGUCGUCACCGAGACCUUUGAGGAUAUUGUGCAGUACGUCUCACAACAGGGCGCAGAUGCUUAUGUUCGAUUGUGCGAGAAAGUACUUCCAUCAUUGACAGGUGCUAUCGAUGUUGGCAAUAUCACAGAAGAGGGUGCACUCACUGUUCUGGCAGCAGACUUACUUCGAGCCUUGGCGGAUCAUGGUUCUGAGCCUCUACCAAAUGGAUUUGUUGCGACUGUGAUGCCAAAGUUGAGCCGACUCUUACUCGAGGGCAACGACAGCGAACUCGUUCGCGCUGCCACGCUAGCAGUAUGUCAUAUUUUGACCCAUGAUUUCGACCAGUUCCUUGCUUGGCAUGAACCGCAAUCUGGCAAGGGUGCUAUUGAAACGGUGUUAUUGAUUAUCGACCAUCUCUUGAGCCCCAACAUCGACGACGUUUCUGCAGCAGAAGUGGGCUCACUGGCGGCUGUUUUGGUUGAAAAGGCAGGUUCUGAGAAGCUUGGUCCUUAUUUACCGCAAUUGCUUCAAGCUGUGGCACAACGUCUGGCUACAGCACAGCAAGCUCAGUUCAUUCAGAGCCUAAUACUUGUUUUUGCACGCUUAACCCUGAUUAGCGCUCGAGAAGUUAUCGACUUUUUGGCUCAACUUAAUCUUGGUGGACAGAGUGGACUUAACGUUGUCUUGAGCAAGUGGCUGGAAAACUCUGUCAACUUCGCUGGAUAUGAUGAAAUCAAACAGAACAUUAUCGCUCUGUGUAAGCUAUACAAUUUAGAAGAUCCUCGCGUCGCGCAAGUCCAGGUCAAGGGCGACCUGAUCAUUCAGGAGACUGGACGAAUCAAGACGCGGUCUCAGGCUCGUCAAAAUCCGGAUCAGUUCACGACUGUGUCGGCCAAUAUAAAAAUCAUCAAGGUCCUCGUAGAGGAAUUGGCAGGGGCUUCUGGCAACAAGGAGAUCGAUGCAGCAACAGCCGCAGCUCUUGAAGAAGCAGACAGCGAAGAUGAUGAGUGGGAGGACUUGCCCAGCAAUACACUAGACCUUGGACUGGGGGUCACAAAACAGGAAUUAAUGUCAUUUGGUGAAGGAGGCACGGAAGGCUCCUUUGCCGUUCGGAAGCGCGAUGACGAGACGCAAGCGCUCUUGUUACAAUUUUUCCAGGAGGCGUCCGGUAAACCUGGAUUCCAGGAACUAUUUGCGGCACUUACGCCUGGCGAGCAGGACAAGCUGAGGAGCUUGGGCUAG
Talaromyces amestolkiae is the source of this 3114-nucleotide messenger RNA. RefSeq lists its product as uncharacterized. Gene Ontology annotation, molecular function: small GTPase binding. NCBI's taxonomy places the organism in Eukaryota, Fungi, Ascomycota, Eurotiomycetes, Eurotiales, Trichocomaceae. Gene Ontology annotation, cellular component: nuclear envelope; cytosol. Gene Ontology annotation, biological process: protein import into nucleus. Bases 1 to 3114 code for a protein of 1037 amino acids. The record is from RefSeq and is a predicted model, not a curated record. The transcript has 3 exons.